AUUUAUCAGUGGAUUAUUCUUGAUGUACAUGUAGGUACUUGUUUUCUUCUUGUAAAGGAGAUGGGCGUAUGCACAGUCCUGGGCAUUGUGCUCAGUAUUGUACCUACACAAUGAUGGAGAAUGACAGCAAAAAGAUAGUGGCCUUGGAAACUCUUGACAAGAGAGAGACUGGAAGAAAGAGUACGAAUCUUGAAAAGGCCAGCUUUCAAAGAGCACUGGAAGAUGUUAAACAAAGUAACCAGGUUACCGAAGUUGUUACAGAUUGGGGCAUUGAUGAAAGUACAUCAAACUUGGAGAUUUUCAACAACCACAUAUUGAUGUAUGCAACAAAGAGAAUUUCUUAUUCGCCACCAGUCUAUAGGGCAAGGAAUGUAUUAGUUGCACUAGACUACAACCAUUGUGUUGAUUUGCCAACAGCUACAAAGAAAGAUGGAAGUAUCAGAUAUCAAAGGACUUUUUCAAAGAAGUCGGGGAGGUGGACAACUGUGGAGCGAAAACAAAACAAGACAUAUGCCCAUAUUGACGAACUUUUUGAAAGGGCUCUAAAAAUGCGUUUGGAGUCUAAUAGAGGGAUGCAUCAUCCUGUAGAAUUAUCAGCAACAGACCCUCGACGGAUUUCCAAAACCAUUGCCCCAAAGUCUCCACCUCCAACAGCAGAACUUGUUUCCCAGGAAAAAAAAUCAAGAUUUAAGUAGAUUAAUUAAACUUUUUCUUUUUUGUAAAGGCAGCUAAAUGUUUCAAUGGAUAUUACACAUGUAAGGCAAAUCUAUUUUAGUUCAUCACAGUUUAUUGUCAUUGUACAUGUAUAUAUGAUACAUACAAGUCCAAAUAAUGAAACUGUUUAAAUGUAUAUUGUAAACUAUAUUGAAUGAACUGUGAUAUAUCAUUGCACAUACUGUAUCAUUUCUUUUUUCAAAUCUGUACAGAUGUGUUUGGUUUCCUUACCAUAUAAAAUCAUUAUACAUAUACUUUUUUCUCUCCAAAUGUGUUAAGGAUGUGUUUAAGUAUGUAUUCUUGUCCAUAGUUUUUUAAGAUAUGAAGAAAGAAUUUCCUCGAACUGAAACUAAUUCAUUAUGAUAAACAUGAUCACGUGUUUCUACAAAAUUAUGAACAUAAAACUGCACCAUUAUUCCCAUUGAUAACAAACCUUAUACUAGUAUUCCAUUGAUAGUUAGCUACUCUUUAUGUUGUCUUAACCAAAAUGAUUGACCAAAAACCAAGGAAUUUGGUAGAUGCCUGUUGUUGUUUAAUAUGUAGUCAUUGUCUGUUGGGCAUUUUUAAUUAUUUGACUUCUCAUCAGUAAGUACAUACAUGUAGCCAUAUUUCAUUUAAUUUGAUAUGGGACUUAUUAAGGGUAAGGGGUUUUAUAAUUGUUUAUUUCUUUGUCACUGCACCACUGUGGCCUGAGGGGUGUCAAAUCCUAAAUGUUUUAAAGAUAUGUUUUAAAUAAGGAAAUCUGUCCAUUAUCUAUAAUGAGCAAAGAUUUUUGUAUAAAAAUUUCAUGGCUCCCAAUCUCCAGCACUUGGUUGAGAACCAGAUUGGUAUUUAGUGAAACUACAUGUGUGUCAGUUUUAAUUCUGUGCAUGUUUGCAUGAUUAUAAGAAGCUUGUAGCUGUUUAUCAAAUUUUAAAAGUCCCUACCCCAUCACCAGGUGGUCAGGUUGUCAAUUGGGGCUCAAAUGGUACAUGUGUAUAUAGUGAAAGUACUUUCAGAAUUUUUUGAUCAUCUCUUACUUGCUUCUGUGUAUUGUGAAUAAAUACUUGUGCAUUAUUAUGAAGAGUGGGUAGCCAUAUGCCAAAUUAUGCAGUUUAAUGCAAAUUGUUUUCUUGUGUGCUUACAAUGUAUACACUUGUAUACUUACUUGUAUACAAGUUCGAGCUUUGCAAAGGUUAAUUUUUGUUGUUGAAAAUGUUCUAAGUGACACUUCCAUGAGAAUUAUAGGGACAUUUCUGCAAUCAAGAUAACUUGAUUACCUUAUUUAUGUAUAAUAAUGCAAAUACAAAUUGACAAUAAAAAUGGCAAUGUGGGAAAGGGUUACAGAUCAAGUCAAAAUGGGAUAUACACUGGUGAUAUAAACUACAAAAAUCUCGAAAUACAUGCAAUAUAAGCUGCAAUUGUUGAAAAUGGCAUGAAAGAAAUUACAUAUUAUUGCUCUAUAAUAAACAGAUUAAUUUUGGUGAACUAAUUUUAGUGUACAAUCCAUGUUGUCAUUUAGGAUUAAAGGUUCAGAUUUUAUUAAUCAGUGGUGUUAAUUUGAUCCAUUAGUGCAUUGCAGUCCACAAAUUCUUGUGUAUUUCUCUCCGUCUUCGAUGCCUUUUACUAUGGUUUGUAUUUUGAUCAUUUAUUUUGGAGAUGUGGAAGAAAAUAUGUCUAGAACUUUGUAACUAAUCAUAAUUAUAUGGCCAAUUUCAGUGCAUUGUAUACCGGUAGACUGGAAAGAAAUUAAGCUUACUGACAUUUUUUAUGAAAAUGUGUCUUGUGAAAUUUGAUGUUUCUGUACUAGCAAUAUGUUGAUACAAUAAAGUUAUUUAAGGGGCAAGAUCUAAGAAAUUGAUAUAGAAAGAAAAUAAUUAAAAUUCCUGUGGGAGGGGGUGGGUGGGGUCAAAUUCCAUUAAUUUUAUGAUGGGGGAGGGAUCAAUUCUACUUUUUUAAGGUACAUAUACUUUUAAAGAUUACAUAUACACGGUGUGAAUAAACAGUAGAAAGGGUACAUAGAAUGUUAUUUAUACCAUGCUUAGUAUUUGUAAUUGAUAAUCAGUUUAGAUACCUGGAUGUAGUAGGGUCUAAAUGAAAAGUAUGUGAAUUUUGUUUCUUGAAAGACAUUGAACAUUUGAUCUUGCCCCUGAAUAUCAAUUCUAAUGCACA
Messenger RNA from Ostrea edulis (European flat oyster), 2865 nucleotides. RefSeq lists its product as uncharacterized. NCBI's taxonomy places the organism in Eukaryota, Metazoa, Mollusca, Bivalvia, Ostreida, Ostreidae. Bases 69 to 695 code for a protein of 208 amino acids. The record is from RefSeq and is a predicted model, not a curated record. The transcript has 3 exons.